UGGGUGAAUUCAGACAGGAAGCCUCGUCACAUCAUGUCAGCUCUCAAUCAAACCAGCUUUCAUCCUGCCUCCUUCUUCCUGAUUGGCAUCCCAGGCAUGGAGGAGCUGCACAUCUGGAUCUCCAUCCCAUUCAGCCUGAUGUACAUCGUCACACUUUUUGGAAAUUUUACCAUAUUAUUUGUCAUCGUAACGGAGCGAAGCCUCCAUGAGCCCAUGUACUUUCUCCUGGCCAUGCUGGCCAUCUCUGAUCUAAUAUUGUCUUCCUCUACAGUGCCCAAAACUCUGAGCAUAUUCUGGGCACAUUCCAAGGAAAUCUCUUUCGAUGCCUGCCUGACCCAGAUGCUCUUUACACAUAUUAGUUUUAUUGCUGAGUCAACAAUCCUGCUGGCCAUGGCGUAUGAUCGGUAUAUUGCCAUAUGUGAUCCCUUGAGAUACACGACUGUGCUAACACAUUCAGUAAUAGCCAAAAUAGGGCUGGCGGCUCUAGCUAGAAGCUUUUGUGUGAUGUUCCCAACACUUCUUCUCCUUUGGAGGCUACCGUACUGUGGACACAACAUUAUGCCUCAUACGUACUGUGAGCAUAUGGGCAUAGCCCGGCUGGCCUGUGCCGAUAUAGCUGUCAACAUCUGGUAUGGUUUUACUACAACUCUUUUAUCACCAGGAUUGGAUGUUGUGCUCAUUGUUGUGUCUUACGUUCUCAUCCUCAGGGCUGUCUUUAGGCUCCCGACCAAGGACGCCCGGCUCAAAGCUAUUGGGACCUGCAGCUCCCACAUCUGUGUCAUAUCCAUGUUUUACAUGCCAGCAUUCUUCACCUUUUUCACACAUCGGUUUGGCCACAACGUCCCCCACAACUUUCACAUCCUACUGGCCAAUCUCUACGUGCUCCUUCCACCCAUGUUAAACCCCAUCGUCUAUGCAGUGAAAACGAAGCUAAUUUGGGAAAAGGUGGUCCGCCUGUUCUUCAAGGCAGGGCAGCGGUGCUGAAUGCUGCGACUGGGAUGCUAUCCCCUUAGAAAUAAACCAGAUGGAAAUUGUGGGCUCCAGUGAGGCCCGUCAGGAAACUUUGUGUUAGACCAUUUUAGAUGGUCUCUUCCUCAUCUCAGGCUCCAUGGUGUAGUGUUUGCUGGUCAGAGGAAUUGUGAGACUCUCCUAAGACUAAAGCAUGGCAGUUAGAAAACAAAGAGAAACAAAGGAUCACAAAUGGAAGCUGGUAGGACCUAAGGACCAGAUCUUCAGCAUGUGUAAACUGGCAUUGCUCCAUUAAAGUCAGAGUCACUACGCUGAUAAGCACCUGCUGAAGAUGUGGCCCUUACUGUAUUUCUGAGAGGUACAUUUUUACCCACGUUCUGCCCUGCUGAACUCUGUGUUGGGUCAUGUCUUUUACUCUUGUAUCUCAAAGUUUUCAAAAAUAUUGGACUUGUUUUCUUAACUAUCGACUUGGACAGAGCCAGGGCUGGCCUUCAGGAAAACGGCACCCUGGGCUCCCACCCCCUCAUUGCACCUGGGCCCCACUGCCUCCUCCCAGGGCUUAAUUUGUAAUGAAAGGCCUGGCACAAAUUAAGCACUGCACAAGGUACCUGCAGUAGAAAGUCCAGUGGGGAGGUUUGUGUCAGGCCAGGAUCCAUAGCCAGCCAGUAUGUCUCUGGGGCAUCUGGACUCCUGUGGAGCCUCUGGAAAAAUAGAAAUAUAAUCCCUGAGAGAGGGUUUGCAGUGAAUCCCCUCUGGGGCCCAGGGGUGAUUUCGCUUCCCUGUACCAGCAGGAGGGGAAUCAGUCAUGUGGUCUGAUGAAGAUGAAAGAGAUGACCUAGUCUAUGUGAACUAUGCACAUGACAAAUAGAGACAAGUAACCCAACAGCCAGGAUUUUCCAUCAAGGGGCCUUUCAGCUGUCACUGCACCCCCAUUAAAUCAGUUAAUGGUGGUUUUGAGGGUGCAUGGAAUGCAGGAUUGGGCCCCACAUGUGGCUCCCCAAAAUAGUUCCUUUUGACACUCCAUUUACCACAGUCCAGAAGUAAGAAGAGCAUCUGUAAAUCCUUAUUUCACACUUUGAAGCACCUACCAGAUACACAUUCCCAUUGUACAGCCCCUUUUGUGUUCAGCUCUUAGCUGAAUUGUACCGUAAGGAUCUGAUGGGAGGUGUUAGCUCUUCCUAUCCAAAAUAUUUUCCAUUCUUUUCAUUUUUAAUUAAAUGUUUAUUGAAGACUUAGGCUGUUAUCUAAGAUAACUUCGCACCUGAAAACUCUGUGGUUUUUGCAGAUAAUAACGUAGAAAUUAGCUGUUGAUUUUACUGUACCCACACAAACCCACCAACAUAUUUCCAUUGAUCAUAAUUGAAAUUUACAGGAAGAGGAAGCCAGAAAAAUGCUGCUUGAGAACUUGUCAGGCCAUGUCUACACUUGUGAGCUUGCAGCUGCACUGUGUGAUCACUCAUGUAGCUGCUCCGUGCUGAUGGGAGAGGUCUCCCGUUGACAUAAUUAAACCACCUCCAAUGAGCGGCGGUAUCUAUGUUGGUGGGCGAAGCUCUCCCACCGACAUAGCGCUGUCCACAUGGACGCUUCUUUUGGUGAAACUUAUGUUGCUCCGGGGGUGUAUUUUUUUCACACCCCCUGAGUGACAUAAGUUAUACCAACAAAAGUGUAGACAUAGUCUUAGAGUCAAAAUCCAGUAAUUUAGACUCUGAGUUAGGCUUGUUACAAAUGGACUAGUGAAUGAUAACUCAACAAAUCAUUUCUGAGUUUAGGAUAUUUACUUUGUUAUAUCUUGGCACCUUGUGGUUUUUGCAGUCCUGUUGGUCCCAGGAUAUGAGAGCCACAAGGUGGGGGAUGUGAUAUCUUUUAUUGGACCAACUUCUGUUGGUGAAAGAGACAAGUGUGCGAGUGCCACAGAGCUCUUCUCUGGGUCUGAGUGCCUAUGAGCUCUGUGGAGCUCAAACGCUUGUCUCUUUCAUUCAUAGACUAUCAGGGCUGGAAGGGACCUCAGGAGGUCAUCUAGUCCCACCCCCUGCUCAAAGCAGGACCAAUCCCCAAUUUUUGCCCCAGAUUCCUAAAUGGUCCCCUCAAGGAUUGAACUCACAACCCUGGGUUUAGCAGGCCAAUACUCAAACCACAGAGCUAUCCCUCCCUCCAUUCACCAACCGACGUUGACCCAAACAGAGAUAUUACCUCACCCACCUUGUCUCUCUGUGUAUAAAAGCUUGAACUCUUUGAAAUCUCAACUUCUACUGUCAUUAAAAAUGUAUCUGACCUCCCCCCAUUAAUUUCCCACAACUGUGCUGGGGACACUGGGGCAUGGCCACUAGGUAACUCGAGGGGAUGGAAGACCACGAGUGUCGAUGAAGCCCCCUCGCACUAGGCCCAAGUGUCCUUGGGCCCCCGGCCUGGAGGCACUCGCAGCAGUUAUGCUCAGGAUCUGCAACAGUAUGUUGCAGAGUCAGACUGCCUGAAACUAAACAAGGCCAAACAAGACAGAUAUGGAAGAACAGUGCUGAAUAAAGCAGCGUUAUGUAUGGUUUAACAGCUGGUAUAGAGAACAAGGGAACUAGCUGGUAACUGGAUUGGCUGGCUAUAUGGAUACUUAGGGCAGCUUGCUAUUGGAUAAGUAUGCUGGAGAAAGGAUGUAUAAAAUCCUGUGUAACUUCCUGCUCUGUGUGCAGGAUUUGAGAUUCUAAUCUCCCUGUACCUUCUUUGAAGCUUCAAAUAAACUUUUCUGCUUCUCCACCCCAUUGUGAUUAUUGGGUGAUGCACACUGGGCAGCGAACCCCCUGCUGUUGCUCGCCUCUGGCACUGGGUGCCGGCAACAACUGUGAAAAUUAAAAUUUAUAAAAAUACCAAAAAGCUUAAAAACAAACAGUUGAUACUACCCAGCAAAGUUAUAAGAAACUAAAAACUGAAUUCUACCAAGCCUAAUUAUA
Caretta caretta (loggerhead turtle) is the source of this 3908-nucleotide messenger RNA. RefSeq names its product olfactory receptor 52B2-like. NCBI's taxonomy places the organism in Eukaryota, Metazoa, Chordata, Testudines, Cheloniidae. Gene Ontology annotation, cellular component: plasma membrane. Gene Ontology annotation, molecular function: G protein-coupled receptor activity; olfactory receptor activity. The record is from RefSeq and is a predicted model, not a curated record. Gene Ontology annotation, biological process: G protein-coupled receptor signaling pathway.